Molecule: messenger RNA, 372 nt
Organism: Acaulospora morrowiae
Lineage: Eukaryota; Fungi; Glomeromycota; Glomeromycetes; Diversisporales; Acaulosporaceae
Source: the annotation of a GenBank genome assembly
AUGUUCUCGUAUAAGUUGAAACCUCUCUCGAAGCCCGUUCAUAUGAAUACAUUCUUUGGACAAAAAAGAAAUUUUUGUUGGGAUAAUCAACCUAUUCCCAGGGACUUUGAAAAAACCUUUAGUUCUUUGAGAGAAAAGCUUCAAGAAAUAGAACAACUCCGUUCUGACGUUCAACAAUCAUCCGUUCAAGCUGCCUCCCGAUGUUCCGAACUUAGCGGCUACUUUAACGAGCUGGAAAAGAAUACCGAGAUUGUCGGUCAACAUCUCGAAGAGUUGAAUCGUUUGUGGAAAGAGGAAGGAAAGAAAAAUCAAGAUAUCAUAAAAGAUGCAUGUCAUAAGCUCAUUAAAGGAUUUGGUAUUUACGGAGCAUAA